Molecule: messenger RNA, 1761 nt
Organism: Fraxinus pennsylvanica
Lineage: Eukaryota; Viridiplantae; Streptophyta; Magnoliopsida; Lamiales; Oleaceae
Source: the annotation of a GenBank genome assembly
AUGCGUUCUUCACCUACCCUGAAAUCCCUUCUAACCCCAAUAAACCCUUCCCUAAUUCCACAUCCCCUUUCGUGUUUCUUUUCAAACUCACCUGUUUUACACAGAAGACAUCGCAAAGAUUGUGACUUUAACAAUGGUGAUGAUGGAUUAAACACGGAUCCCGAUGGCCCGCCGAGAAUCUUCGUUGUCCAGCCGAGGCUUAGGCCCGACUCCUCUUUGAAAACUAAGCUUCAUGAAGCAUUAAAUUUGGCGAAUUCUCUCGAUGAACAACGAGAUGGGUAUUACGACACCGAGUUCUUGGCCAAAGAAAUGCCUCCUCAUCUUGUUGUUCAGAAUCCCAUUGCCAGGGCACCUCGUGCAGAUACACUUUUUGGAGCUGGGACGGUGAACAAUGUCAAAUGCCAUUUAAAUGCUUUAGAAUCCAAGGAUGGAGUGGAUGCUAUAUUUGUAAAUGCUAUUCUCACUGGUAUUCAGCAGCGAAAUUUGGAGAGGGCCUGGGGCAAACCUGUUUUGGACCGCGUUGGUCUCAUAAUAGAGAUAUUUAAUGCUCAUGCUCAGACAAAGGAAGCAAAACUACAGGCUGAGUUAGCAGCUCUAAUGUACAAGAGGAGCAGGCUUGUUCGUGUGCGUGGAUCUGAUGGGCGUUAUACCUUUGGUGGGAUUGGGGAAGCAGAAGUUGUUAGUGCCAGAGGGAGAGGAAGUGGAGGACGUGGUUUUAUCAGUGGUGCCGGAGAAACUGAACUUCAGCUUCAACGACGAAGAAUCUUGGAACGACGAAAACAGUUGUUGUCUGAAAUUAAAGAAGUUAGAAGGACAAGAGCUUUGCAACGGGCUGCUCGCAAGAGACAAAAAGACUCACAAGGAAAAGAAAUUGCUACUGUUGCAGUAGUUGGUUAUACAAAUGCUGGGAAGUCUACAUUAGUUAGCGCACUCUCAAACAGAUAUCUUUACUGUGACGAUCGAUUAUUUGCAACAGUUGAUCCGAAGUUGAGCAGUGUUAUUCUUCCAUCAGGGAGGAAAGUGCUUCUCAGUGAUACUGUUGGAUUUAUAUCAGAUUUGCCUGUUCAGCUAAUAGAAGCAUUUCAUGCAACGUUGGAAGAGGUGGUUGAAGCUGACCUUCUUGUGCACGUGCUGGACUCCAGUGCACCAAAUCUUGAUGAACAUCGGGAAACUGUGUUGCAAGUUCUUGGGAAGAUAGGAGUGUCUGAGGAUAAGCUUCAGAAUAUGAUUGAAGUUUGGAAUAAGGUUGAUCUUCAAGAAGAUGAAUUUGAUGAAAGUAAAACUAAUGGUGAAGAUUAUGUCAGUGGUUCCUCAGGAGGAGAAGACAAUGACAUUGCAUUUGACCAGUUGUCUGGGAAGGAUGUUGAUGUACACGAUGAAGAUGAAAAGGCUGAGCUGUCGGGAGAUUUUGAAGAGGUCAUUCAUGAUAAGCAAGGUGAUCAUUCCGAUGGUUGGAUCUCCAAUGACGAAGAAGAAAACUUAUGGGUUGGCUACGAAAGUUGCUCUGUGGGAUGCAAGACUACAGAUGGUCAACUAAAAGAGGUCUCUUCGGACUGGAGGACUGCUGCUAAAGGUUAUCAAUCUCAACAAGAAUCCAUUCAUUGUGUCAAAACAUCUGCGGUAACUGGAGUAGGCUUGCAAGAAUUGCUCGAGGUGAUCGAUGAGAAGUUAUGGCCUCAGCAAGUAGUAGAAAGGGACGUCUUUAAUCGGAAAUGGAGACCGUCCCACACUGAAGAUAAUAGAAUAGCAGUCGAGCAAUAA